AGUUUGCUUCCUGGAGAUGCGUUCAUGGAUUUCCUGGACUCAGCUGCAGUGAUGAAACAACCAUUUCCACGUUUUCCCCGGAUUCUCCAUCUCUGUCUCAGCCCACCCUCAGUCACGUGACCUUCUCCCAUUGCCAAAGGAAAUUUUGAAGAUAUGCCAACUCCGAAACGCUGAUGCCAGAAAUACCUGUUUCCAAAAAACGCCGUUGGUUCCAUCAUGCCUGCCUGGUUCUGGGACUGCUGGUAUGGACACUUAUCGCCGGAACCGAGUACUUCCGGGUCCCUGCUUUUGGCUGGGUCAUGUUUGUAGCCGUGUUUUACUGGGUCCUCACCGUCUUCUUCCUCAUCAUCUACAUAACAAUGACCUACACCAGGAUCCCGCAGGUGCCCUGGACAACAGUGGGUCUGUGCUUUAAUGGCAGUGCCUUCGUCUUAUACCUCUCGGCCGCUGUGGUGGAUGCCUCUUCUGUCUCCCCGGAGAGGGACAGCCACAACUUCAACAGCUGGGCAGCCUCAUCGUUCUUCGCCUUUCUGGUCACCAUCUGCUAUGCUGGGAACACAUAUUUCAGUUUUAUAGCUUGGAGAUCCAGGACCAUACAGUGAUUGGCCAUUUUGAGAAUUAAAAGGGAGGGAGAAAACACGAAGAAUCUCCUCGUAAAAACGAAAACAAAAAACCCGACAAACUGUAGGUAUGAUGUAUAUUUCCAGAGAAUUGUAUUUGACUAAUGUUUUUAUAUACCUAGUUAAAUUUGCUCGCGGCAGUUUGUUACAAUUAAACUGGAUACUUAUCUGCAGUUUGCUGUAGCUUGUAACGAACUCUUCAAUAUCUUGCGGAUGUCUUCACAGACCUUAUUUUCUUAGACGAUGUAUAAAUAGAUAAAUUGCUAAUAUCAAGACUGUGUCAAGUUUAUCAACCUAACUUUUCAAAUGCUAGACUCUUUUCUGAUUAAAUGUUUCAAAAUCCCCGGG
Molecule: messenger RNA, 968 nt
Organism: Lynx canadensis (Canada lynx)
Lineage: Eukaryota; Metazoa; Chordata; Mammalia; Carnivora; Felidae
Gene: CMTM8
Product: CKLF like MARVEL transmembrane domain containing 8
Exons: 5
Coding region: 174-602 (142 amino acids)
Biological process (GO): myelination
Cellular component (GO): membrane
Molecular function (GO): structural constituent of myelin sheath
Source: RefSeq, a predicted model, not a curated record